Messenger RNA from Salvia splendens (bonfire salvia), 612 nucleotides. RefSeq lists its product as uncharacterized. Bases 1 to 612 code for a protein of 203 amino acids. The transcript has 2 exons. NCBI's taxonomy places the organism in Eukaryota, Viridiplantae, Streptophyta, Magnoliopsida, Lamiales, Lamiaceae. The record is from RefSeq and is a predicted model, not a curated record.
AUGGAGCAAGCAUUGUACGACCUAGGGGCUUCCAUCAAUAUUAUGCCGUAUUCUAUAGACGAGAAGCUGGAAGACGCUAAGCUUAUCAAAACUGAUAUGGAGAUACAGCUAGCAGACAGGUCUUGCAUCUACCCCGAGGCAGUUCUGGAAGAUGAAAUUGUCAAAGUGAACAAAUUCAUGUACCCCGCCGACUUCAUCCUCAUAAAGACGACAGAGUCGGGAGCGGAGGAGUCUGUUGGCAUCCUUUUGGGAAGGCUUAAGGAUGAAGCAGCUGACUGGUUCGAAGCAACGAUGACUGGGAAAAUAGAUGACAAAGCCAUUGGAAAAGCAAAUAUGGAUUUUUGCAAGCCAACACGACCAGCCAAGACAGAAGAAAUCACUCAACCAGGAAGAGUCGAAAAACCACCUGACCAAGCCAUCCCACUGAGAAGAAAGUUGAAAGCGAGUCCCUCGCCUACGCAGCAACUAUUGCCUUUACCUGGGUCGCCAGUUAUCCUCAAGGAUUUGUCCAAUCAGAUAUAUCACAAGCCAGAUCUGCAAGAACAUGGAGGACAAUUGAUGGAAAAACUGAACCGAGUGAAGAAGGAAUCAAGUGUAAAACAGCAGACCUGA